AUGAUACAAUUGAAAUUUCGAAAGAGAAAAGCUUUGGUUUGGUUUGGGUGUGGUUCUCUUACGAUAUUUGCUAUUUAUUGUUGGCAUUUUGCACUGGGAGUUUAUCGUCUUUAUAGCUCUGAUGAUACGGAUUCCUCAAAUGAAGUCUUACUACGUCAACGUGAAGAGAAAAUAGAUGAAGUGCAUUUGCCGAAAGGUUCGAAUAUUCAGUCAACGUGGUCUUGUACAGGUAAUAUGAAUUAUGAAUCUGAAUGGCAUCAGAGAACAUGUGCAUUCAAAAACAUUUGUUAUAAUAAAGAAAGAAAAGUAUUUCAGUUUUAUCGUAAGCCAGGCAACAUCAAAAAGCCAAUUUUAUUUGACCCUAAACUAGGUCAUAUAUAUGAUUUUAAUAUAAAUAAUCAUGGCUUUGUUAGUCUUAUUGCGCGCCCAUCUCAGCGUCAGUCAUGGGGACCAAUAAUUGUUGAAGAAUGGUUACCAUCCGCUGAUCAAGUACCUUAUUUAGAACAUGUUCAUGUUCUCUUUAUGCAUUGGCAUGUUUCCUUUAAUCCUGGUCAUGUUAUUUGGGAAGAUAUAGCAUCUACUUACUUUGCUAUGGUUAGGUUAAAUCAAUAUGAUAGAAAUGCUGUUAUUAUUGAAUAUAAACAUUUUCCAAAAAGAGGAGACGAAUUUUAUCAAAUGUAUGAAAAUCUAGUUCCUGCUUUUGCUGCAAAAGUCGAUGGUCUUGAUCACUACCUGAAUCAUUUUUCUUCGCCUCUUGUAUGUUUUCGAACUCUUGUUGCUGGUGGUAGUAAGUCGAUGUUCUCUGUUGACAAAGAACCAUAUACACAUGGAAAAGAAAGACUUCUAUAUGACUAUCGCACUGCUAUUCUACGAUAUCAUGGUGUCAAUGUAUCUCAUUUGCCGUCACGUCAUCGCAUCGUACUUGUAAACAAAACUCGAGCAUUACGUCGUAGCUUACGGGCAAUUGCAAAUCUUGUUGAAGUUAAACACUUUAUACAUUUGACAUAUCCGAAGAUACGGCUUGAUGUUAUUGACUGGACUAAAUAUAAAUUUACUCAACAAAUGCAUGAAUUAUACAAGACAACUAUAUUAAUCACACCAUGUGGUGGUGUUUCAGCAAUAAUACCAUUUUUACCUGAAGGAACACAUGCCAUCAUAAUGGAUUUCUAUGUCAAUAAACAAUCAUAUCGUAAAGGGGCGAGAUACGGGAUUGGAGAAUCAGCUUCAAUGGACGCAGCCCUUUCAUGUCGUGCAUAA
Rotaria sp. Silwood2 is the source of this 1257-nucleotide messenger RNA. NCBI's taxonomy places the organism in Eukaryota, Metazoa, Rotifera, Eurotatoria, Philodinida, Philodinidae. The record is from the annotation of a GenBank genome assembly.